Messenger RNA from Aspergillus udagawae, 897 nucleotides. Its product is annotated as class I SAM-dependent methyltransferase. NCBI's taxonomy places the organism in Eukaryota, Fungi, Ascomycota, Eurotiomycetes, Eurotiales, Aspergillaceae. The record is from RefSeq and is a predicted model, not a curated record. The transcript has 3 exons. Bases 1 to 897 code for a protein of 298 amino acids.
AUGGAGGCUCCUAUUAGACCGACCGCGGCGCACCGUCCGGCCCCUGAAACCCAGAUCAAAGACGAAUUCAGUGGGACCGAAGGAGUCUACCUUCUCCCUCAUCACCAGGAGGAGAUCAAGCGGCUGCAGCGCCAACACUUCUUCAUCAAAGCUGCCACUGACGACAAGCUGACCUCUGUCGAGCUGCCUAAAGGAGCCAGAGUGCUCGACUCUGGCUGCGCGGACGGCACAUGGCUAGCGGAUUUGGCUGGCACUGACAGGCCCGACCUGGAUCUCUACGGAGUGGACUUGGGCAAGGCGCUGUUCCGGUCGGACCCUCGACUGAAACUGCGCGAGCAUGAUGUGCGCCAGCCCUUCCCCGAAUCCUGGGGCUGGAAAAACAGUUUCGACCUGGUACACCAGCGGCUGUUGGUCUGGGGGAUUCGAGAGGACGAGUGGGCGCGGGUCCUCGCUAAUCUGGCCGAGGUCGUCCGGCCUGGUGGGGUCCUGCAGCUAGUGGAGGCGGAAUGGGUCCUAAGCUCGUAUUCUGACGAGCAGGUGCAGCAGAAGAAGCUUGCCAAGGUGCAGGAGUGGUCGACCAGUUCGUCCGGUAUGGACGUGCACAUCUGGAAAAAGUUUCCUGAUCUCCUGCUUCCCCUCGGCUUUGUGGACAUGAAGGUGGAAACGUUUGAUCUGGGCUACGGUGCAACGUCGAAGAGACCCGAGGACCGCACGUGGACCGCCGAGCUCCUCCCCCAGUCCUUCCGCCAUCUGGCUCGUAAGAUCCCUGCCGAGGGCAUUCCCGGCGUGGCCCGCACCCCCGACGAGUAUCUCGCAUGGCUGGACGAGCUGGUUGCGGAGAUGAAACAGAUCGGCUAUACGCCCAAAGUCCGGUGGCUUACGGCACGCAAGAUCUAA